GGGAAAAAUUCCCCACAAAAUUUCACAUGCGAAAAAUGGCCCCGUCCCCACCCCAACCCCACAUGAAAAAAUAUUUCUCUCCACCCCGUCCCCGUGACGGGAUCCCAGCGGAGCCCCACGGCGGGGCAAAUUGCCAUCCCUUUACAAACGCACAGCAUACCCUCCUCCGGAAAACCGAACAACCAUCCAUGGCUUCCGCUUUCCGCCCUCUCCUUCUCUUUCUCCUACUCCCUCUCUCCGUCACUGCCAACCUCCACAAAUCUAAAACCCUCCUAAAAUCAAGUAUCUUCUCCUCCACCAAUCCCACCUCAAUGAAACCCCACCAACCACCUACUUCGAAGUCACCAAACCCAUCAGACUUCCCAAGACCCAACCUUGCGUCUAUCCCAUUCUCCACCAUGAUUUCGGGUAUACAUAUGGCAAACCCCCGUGCCACCUGCAAAGGAAGGCAAUUUGAUCGGAUUUUUGGGAUCUGGCUAGAUGGGGUCGAGCUUCUUAGGAGCUGCACUGCAGAGCCAAGAGCUACUGGGAUUGUGUGGAGUGUCAAGAAGGACAUAACAAGGUAUUACUCUUUGCUUGUUAAGAAUCAAACACAAAGUCUUGCUGUUUAUUUGGGUAAUUUAGUUGAUCGAACUUAUACUGGCGUGUAUCAUGUGAACAUAACUCUUUAUUAUUACCCUGAUGAGAAGAAAUUCAAUGACCUUGAGAGCAAUUCGGAGAACCUGGCAUCUGGGUAUGGCUCUAGGGCUGAUUUAAUCUUACCCAUUUCACGGAAUUUUCCAUUGAAUGAUGGGUUGUGGUUUGAAAUUGAGAAUUCCACAGAUACUGAGGGGAAGGAAAUCAAAAUUCCUCAAAAUGUGUUUAGGGCUGUGUUAGAGGUGUAUGUGUCAUUCCAUGAGAGUGAUGAGUUUUGGUAUCGAAAUCCACCAAAUGACUAUCUUUUGGCUAAUAAUCUUACUGACAAACCAGGAAAUGGGCCUUUCAGGGAAGUUGUGGUUACGCUUGAUGGAAAUGUGAUUGGUGCAAUUUGGCCUUUUACUGUGGUUUAUACAGGAGGGAUUAACCCGCUCUUGUGGAGACCAAUUUCUGGCAUUGGAUCAUUUGAUCUCCCUUCAUAUGAUAUUGAAAUUACUCCAUUUUUAGGGAAUAUGUUGGAUGGUAAAACACAUACAUUGCAGUUCCGCGUUACAAAUGCUUUGAAUGUGUGGUAUAUUGAUGCCAAUUUGCAUCUCUGGUUGGAUGGAAAGAACACAUAUACUGAAGGGAAGCUUCUUCAGCAUCAGGUUAUGCCUCUUGGCAUUUCCUAUUCAUCAUAUUUCAAGGGUUUAAAUGGAACUUUCUUGACAAAAGCAAACAGGUCCAUAUCCUCAACUGGAUGGGUUAAGUCAUCUCAUGGCAAGAUCACUACUAAAGCCAUUCAGAAGUUUAGUUAUGGUAACUCAAUGGUGAUGGGAAAUAAUGGGAAUGUUCAGAUGGUGAAUCAGGAGAUCCGUUCUGAUGACAGUGUUCAGGUCAAGAAGCCAUAUGCUUUCUCCAAAGAAAACAAAUCACUUAAGAGGUUUCUUAUUGACUUAUACUCCAACGAUAUGGAUCAAGGAAAUAGAACUUAUUUAUCGGUAGCUAAUGUUACGCUGGGAUUUAAUGAAAACAAGUUUGGAGUCAGAGGCGCUGGUUUCAGAAUGCCUGUCAGUUCUCUUGAGAAUUUACAGAAUGGGCAGGGCAUCAAGGUUGUUAAGAACAAAUUGCUUGUCAGUGGAGUUGGGUGUACCCAACAAAAGUAUAAGUAUGAAGGCAAUAAAUUUUGCUACUUUAGGAACAUUAGCAGUUCAAACUACACCAUUCUUAAUGAUGAAGUUGGAAAUGCAUGCAAUUGAAGAACAGGAUCCAGUCUUGGCUUUGGGUUGAGCAGCAGAUGGAUACCUUCAUCUUAGUUAACAGUGAGGAUGGUAAGCUAUUUGACUAUGCAUUCUUUAUCAUGGCUUUUGGUGAUGGAAUGAAGAUACAAGUAUGUUUACAAAUCUGGCUUCUUUGGUGUUGUAAAUUGCAAUCCCAUUCUUCUAGUCUUCGACUUUUCAGUAAACCUGAAAUGUAGAAACUCUGAUCAUUAAUAUUGACAUGUAUAUAUAAGACAAGGCCUGUUAUUAGAGAACAAGACAAGGCCUGUUAUUAGAGAACAAGACAAGGCCUGUUAUUAGAGUGUAGAAAGUCUGAUCAUUAAUAUUUGGCAGUUGAGUUGCUUCAAUACACAUGCUGGCCUGUAUAAGACAUCAUAUUGACAUGGAUAUAUGGAAAUCCAGUUCUCUUUUGGUAAAAUUCAACAUCAAGUCCAAUUUUUGUGGCAGUUGCCAUGCUCAAAUGAAGUGUUUGCAGGGGCUUUCAUGGCUGUAUCCUUUACCAACAUUCACGUUAGUUAUGUAAAUGCUCUACCUUCCAUCCUCUGUUUCCUUUCCUAGCUGCUUCUUUUGGGAAGAGGUUCAGGGAAGGAAUCAAACUUUUGUCAUGAUAAAGAAGAUUUAUAGGAUCACACGUGGCGACGUCACAACCUUCACUUGAGCUCACCAGCUUGAGUCAAACCGCCGUUUGCUCAAGAGCAAUGAACAGGCAGAGUGCGAACUUCAUCUUUCUCCCUCAAAAUCUCUUCACAAAAUGAGCUUAUCGUCGCCAACCAGUUUCUUAAGACUCAAAUCCCGGAGCUUGAAUCUUCAUUUGUACUCUAAUAAUGGUAGCUUCAAUGGAGCUUUUGUGCUGUUUCCUAAAAGAGCGAGCUUUAAUUGCAAGAAAUUUUCUGUAUCCUGCUCUUCUUCCAUCUUCUCCUGGUAAUAUUUACAAAUUAAUCUCAUGAAGAUUUUUUCUUCCAUUUUUUGUUUAGUUUAAGUAAUUGCGUUUUGUUAAAUGAAUCUGAUAAUAGGGUGUUUUUUGUUUCUUCUUUCUGGUUUUGGUCGAUUUUGUUUGUUGUUUAUGUGGUUACUGUAAUUUUUUAGUUCUCAAAUUAAAGAGUCAUUUGAUUU
Molecule: messenger RNA, 3008 nt
Organism: Rubroshorea leprosula
Lineage: Eukaryota; Viridiplantae; Streptophyta; Magnoliopsida; Malvales; Dipterocarpaceae
Source: the annotation of a GenBank genome assembly